GAACACUGAAGAGUAUAACACAGGAACAGGCCAUUAGGCAAAUAAUAUUGUGCCAAAAGAGCCAAGAAGUAAAUCAAACAAACCCAAACUAUAAUCUCUCCUUCCUACACCAUGUCCAUAUCCCUCCAUUCUCCUUACAACCAUGUAAGUAUCCAAAAGUAUAGGCAGCAUGGAGUAAAUGAGCUGCUCGAGGAAUAUAAAGAAUGUGAAAUGAAUCUUAAGAAAGAAAUUAGAAAAGCUAAAAGAAGAUAUGAGGUUGCUGUGGCAAAUAAGGUGAAAAUAAAUCCAAAUAGUUUCUACAUUUAUAUUAACAGCAAAAAGAUAGUGAGGGAUAAAAUUGGUCCCUUAGAGAAUCAGAGUGGACAACUAUGUGUGGAGCCAAAAGAGAUGAGGGAGAUUUUGAACAAGUUAUUUUCUUCAGUAUUCACUAAGGAGAAGGCUAUUGAAGAGUGUAAGGUAAGGGAUACAAUUAAGGUAUUUAUGGAAGCUAUGAUGAUUGAAGAAGUACUGGCACUUUUAAAGAAUAUAUAAGUGGAUAAGUCUCUGGAUCCUGACAGGAUAUUCCCUAGGACCUUGAGUAAAAUUAGUGUAGAAAUAGUAGGGGCUCUGACAGAAAUAUUUCAAAUGUCAUUAGAAUUGGGGAUGGUGCCCGAGGAUUGGCAUCUUGCUCAUGUGAUUCCAUUUUUAAAAAGUUUUCUAAGAGUAAACCUAGCAAUUAUUGGCCUGUAAGUUUGAAGUCAGUGGUGGGUAAAUUAAUGGAAAGUAUUCUUAGAGGUGGUAUAUAUAAUAAUCUGGAUAGACAGGGUCUGAUUCGGAACAGUCAACAUGGAUCUGUGCGUGGAAGGUCAUGUUAGACAAAUCUUAUUAAAUAUUUCGAAGAGGUUACCAGGAAAGUUGACGAGGGUAAAGCAGUGGAUGUUGUCUAUUUCUACUUCAGUAAGACCUUUUUGACAAGGUUCCACGUGGAAGGUUAGGAUGUUUCAGUCGUUUGGUAUUAAUGUUGAAGUAGUAAAAUUGAUUAUACAGAGGCUGGAUGGGAGAUGCCGAAGAGUAUUGGUGGAUAACUGUUUGUCAGGUUGGAGGCCUGUGACUCGUCGAGUGCCUCAGGGAUCUGUACUGGGUUCAAUGUUGUUUGUCAUUUACAUUAAUGAUCUUGAUGAUGGGGUGGUAAAUUGGAUUAGAAAGUAUGCAGAUGAUACUAAGUUAGGUGGCGUUGUGGAUAAUGAAGUAGGUUUUCAAAGCUUGCGACAAAAUUUAGGCCAGUUAGACGAGUGGGCUGAGCGAUGGCAGUUGGAGUUUAAUGCUGAUAAGUGCGAGGCGCUACAUUUUGGUAGGAAUAAUCAAAAUAGGGCAUACAUGGUAAAUAGAAGGGCGUUGAGGAAUGCAGGAGAACAGACUGAUCUUGGUAUAAUUGUGCAUGGUUCCCUGAAAGAGGAAUCUAAUGUGGAUAGGGUGGUGAAGAAAAUUUUUGGUAUGCUGGCCUUUAUAAAUCAGAGCACUGAGUAUUGGAGUUGGGAUGUAAUGUUAAAAUUGUAUAAGGCAUUGGUAAGGCCAAAUUUGGAGUAUUGUGUACAGUUCUGGUCACAGAAUUAUAGGAAAGAUGUCAACAAAAUAGAGAGAGUAUAGAGGAGAUUUACUAGAAUGUUACCUGAGUUUCAGAACCUAAGUUACAGAGUUAGGUGUUUAUUCUUUGGAGCAUAUAAAGUUGAGGGGUACUUGACAGCGGUAUUUAAAAUUAUGAGGGGGAUGGAUAGAGUUGACGUGGAUAGGCUUUUUCCAUUGAGAGUUGGGGAGAUUCAAACAAGAGGACAUGAGUUGAGAGUUAGGAGGCAAAAGUUUAGGGGUAACACGAGGGGUAACUUCUUUACUCAGAGAGUAGUAACUGUGUGAAAUGAGCAUCCAGUAAAAGUGGUAGAGGCAGGAUUGAUAUUAUCAUUUAAAAAUAAAUAAAUGGAUAGGUAUAUGAACAGGAAAGUAAUGGAGGGUUUUGGACUGAAUGCAGUUCUGUGGGACUAGAUGACAGGAAGCAUUCGGCACAGACCAGAAGGGCCGAGACGACUUGCGUCCGUACUAUAAUUGUUAUAUGGCUAUGUGGUUACUAUUCCUCAUGUUGCUUUCCGAGGGAACAGGCAUGACAGUGAAAUUCCCACACCCAUUUCUGAUUAUGACACAGAUACACUUCCUGAUUUUUGAAGAAUAUCAUUUCUACCAUUGUCACAUUCUCUAAAGUAAAUAUGUCCACAAUCAAUGUUUUCCUACGCUCCCUAUCACAGCCGAAUACAUUGAUUGGAGACGCCCCACACGCCUGACAGAGUCAUAGAUACAUAGAAAACUUACAGCAGUGUACAGGCCCUUCGGCCCACAAUGCUGAUCCGAACUGUCCUUACUUUAGAAAUUAUUUAUGGUUACCCAUAGCCCUCUAUUUCUCUAAGCCCUAUGUAACCAUAAUACAGAACAUUAUGAACUCAUAACUUGGCUGGAGAAGUCUGAACACAGAAUCUAAGGUACUAAGUUACAUUUGUUUUCCAAAUCAGUCACGAUUGAUUUUCAUAGAUACAACUAUAUCUGACUCAAUACUAUCAAAAUGUGAUACUGAAGUUAUCAAUACUUUUCUCAUGUGGAAGGCAAUUCAACUAUGCACCAUUAUACCUAGAUCACUCUGUUCUACUGCAUUCCUCAACGCCCUACUAUUUACCAUGUAUGUCCUAUUUUGAUUAGUCCUACCAAAAUGUAGCACCUCAGACUUAUCGACAUUAAACUCCAUCUGCCAUCGCUCAGCCCACUCUUCUAACUGGCCUAAAUUUUGUCGCAAGCUUUGAAAACUACUUCAUAUCCACAACGCCACCUAUCUUAGUAUCAUCUGCAUACUUUCUAAUCCAAUUUACCACCCCAUCAUCCAGAUCAUUAAUGUAUAUGACAAACAACAUUGGACCCAGUACAGAUCCCUGAGGCACACCACGAGUCACCGGCCUCCAACCUGACAAACAGUUAUCCACCAAUACUCUCUGGCAUCUCCCAUCCAGGCGAUAUGAGAAACUUACAGGGGGAGUGGUGAGCAGAGCUAGGAAGUUGGUUAGUGAAAGAAGGCCAUGUAAGAAAGGAGAAAGGGGCUGGAGAGAGCACCAGAGGGAAGCGUAGAUGAUCUUAGUGUGGCCAUUUGUAUUUCGGUUAGACCCGACGUAGAUUGAGAGACCGUUUCACUGAGCAUUUACGCUCUGUCCGCCAGAACAAGCGGGAUCUCCCUGUGGCCACCCAUUUUAUUUCCACUUUCCAUUCCCAUUCCGGUACAUCAGUCCAAGGCUUCCUCCAAUGUCGGGAUAAGGGCACACUCAGGUUGGAGGAACAACACCUUAUGUUCCGUUUGAGUAGCCUCCAACCUGAUGGCAUCAAUAUUGAUUUCUCAAACUUCCAGUAAAGGUCCCUCUCCCCCUUCACCGUUCCCCAUGCCCUCGUACGUCUCACGUUAUCUCCUUGCCGGUCAUCGCCUGCCUCUGGUGCACACCCCCCCCCACCCUUUUUCUUUCUUCCAGGGCCGUCUGUCUGUCAAGAAUCAACUUCCUAGCUCUUUGUUUCAUCCCUUCCCCUCCAAGCUUCACCUAUCGCCUGGUAUUUGUCUCUCUCCUCCACCCUCCCCCACCUUUCAAAUCUACUCCUCAGCUUUUCUUCUCUGGUCUUGCUGAAGGGUCUCGGCUCGAAACGUCAACUGUUCCAAAGAUGCUGCCUGGCCUGCUGAAUUCCUCCGGCAUUUUGUGUGCGUUGCUUGGAUUUCCAGCAUCUGCAGAUUUCCUCUUGUUUGUGAAAUUGUAGGCCAGUUAGCCUAACCUAAGUGAUUGGUAAACAGUGCAUUAUUUUAAAUUACUAUGAUUGCACAUUGCACAUUCAGAUGGAGACGUAAUGUAAAGGUUUUUACUCCUCAUGUAUGUGAGGGAUGUAAGAAAUAAAGUCAAUUCAAUUCAAUUAUUAAUGUUCAGGUUUCGAGGUAUUUGGAGGUACUUUUCACAUUGUUUGUCAAUGAUUUAGAUAAUGGAAUUGAUGGCUUUGUGGCAAAAUUUGUUGAUGAUACUAAGAUAGGUGAAGGGGUAGUUAGUGCUGAGGAAGCAAUGCGAUUGCAGCAAGACUUAAAGAAAUUGGAAGAAUGGGCAAAAUGUGGCCCAUGGAAAGCUGUGUUGGAAAAUGUAUGACAAUACAUUUUGGAAAAAAGAAUAAUAGUGCAGACUAUUAACUAAAUCAGGAGAAUGUUUAAACAUCACGGUUUAAUGUGGCAUCAUGCUGGCACCAACGUUGUGGGCCGAAGGGCUUAUUCCUGUGCUGUUCUGUGAUCUAUGCAGGUCCUGUGACAGCUGAAAUCCUGAACCGCCUGCUACCGAAAUUCCUCGCUCUCUGCUCUCUUCUUCAGCACCCGGCCUGUAAUCGGCAUAAGUUUCAAACUUGUAUUAAAAUCACAGACCAGUAGCAUCUCCCCUUUCUCCCCUUUCCACAGACGUUGUCUGACCUGCACUCACAUCCACACUCCCGUCCUUGUACAGCUGUGCUGCAGAGGUCAGGUCAACAUGCUGCAUAACAGUGGCGGACUGGAAGGGUCUACAACGGGUAGUCAAAAUUGCCCAACGCAUCACCGGCAUCCCCAGCCUACCUUCCAUCAGGGCGUAUAUACAGAAAGGCUCCGGAAAAGGGACAGGAACUUCAGGAAGGAUCCCACCUAUCCUGCCUGUGGGCUGUUUGCCCCUCUCUCAUGAGGGAGGAAGCUACGUAGCAUCCACAGCAGGACCACCAGACUUAAAAUCGGUUAUUUUCCUCAAGCAGUAAGACUGAUCAACACCUCCAAUGACUAAGCUAAACCUCCACAACCAACAACACCCACCCCACCACCAGCACGGUUUGAAAAUUGUCUGUAGAAACCACCUGAUUUCAGAGUGACUCCUGUAUCGAGCGCUUUUAUAUUUAUUGUGUUUUUCAUUGCGUUCUUUAUCUGAGUUUUUGUUCUGCAUCAGAUUCGGAAUAACAAUUAUUUCCUUCUCCUUUACAAUUCCGUAUCUUGAAACUUGAAUCUGUUGAGUAUUUGCAACACAUACUCUUUCAGAGACACGAGACUGAAGAUCUGCCGUCUCAAACCAUUUUCUGAAAGAACAGUGAGCUGAGCAGCGUCUGUAAUGAUGGAAGAGAUGUUCAACAGAAACACAAGGAGACUCUGCGGGCACAAACUGAAACACUGAGAGUGAACACGAUCCUGAUGACGGAGAAGGUGAAGGUUUUCCAGCUGGUUGAUCAAUACACUGAGCUCACGGUCAUUUCUACUGUUCGAGAUCGGAGACUGGUGGAACAUGAGCUGCUGGAAAGAGGCAGAGACCACGAGGAGUGGAGAGAAAAACAUCUCCGUGGUAAGCUGGAAAAAAUCCGGACUGAUCAGCUGUUCCAGAGCAGCUUUUCCCGGAGUAACUCUGAAUCUGGGAAUUCGGCAGCAGUUGCUGGAGACCCAGGGAUCGGGAAAACCACAAUGGUACAAAAGAUUGUUUAUGACUGGGUCACGGGGAAAAUAUAUCAACAAUUCCAGUUUGUCUUCAGUUUCAAAUUCCGGGGUUUAAACUUCAUUAACCACAGAAUAAACCUGACAGAACUCAUUCUGGAUCAGUAUCCUUACUUUGCAAAUAUCCUGAGAGAGGUCUGGAAGAACCCAGAGGGAUUGCUGUUUAUAUUCGAUGGUUUGGAUGAAUUCAAUGACGCAAUUGAUUUUGCUGACAGUCGGAGAGAUACAGAAACUUGGUCCACAUGCACAGAUCCUGAAUUCAAGUGCAAGGUGUCUGAUAUUGUGUACAGUUUAAUCCAGGGCAAGCUGCUCCCAGGGUGUUCAGUGCUGGUGACCACCCGCCCCACUGCGUUACAUUUAUUGAAAAAGACUGAGAUCAGUGUCAGGGCUGAAAUCCUGGGAUUUUCUGGUGAGGAACGGAAGAAAUAUUUCUUCAGGUAUUUUGAAGAUCAGACGGUGGCAGCAGCUGUUUUCAGACAUGUGAAGGAGAACGAGAUCCUGUACAGCAUGAGCUACAACCCCUCCUACUGCUCGAUCCUUGCUCUGGCACUGGGCCCCUUCUUCACACCAAAUGUCAGGGACCCGCAGCGAGUGCCCAAGACCAUCACCCAACUGUACUCCUACUAUAUUUACAACAUCCUGAAAAACCACAGCCGUGAGAUUGAGAACCCCCGUGAUAUGUUACUCAGGGUUGGUCAGAUGGCCUUCAGAGGAGUGUCCGAGAAGAAGAUUGUGUUUACAGAUGGGGAUUUGAUCAACUACAAUCUGCAGCCUUCCCAGUUCCUGUCCGGGUUCCUGAUGGAGCUUUUGGAGAGAGAGGAUUCUGCCCGGAAUGUGGUGUACACAUUCCCACACCUCACCAUCCAAGAGUUUGUAGCUGCAGUCGCACAAUUCCUGAAUCCACAUCCCGGGGAUAUCUUGAAAUUCCUCACUGGAGCCCACAAUACCACAGAUGGGCGAUUUGAAGUAUUUCUCCGUUUUGUUGCUGGACUCUCCAACCCAAAGACAGCUCGGGGCCUGGAGGAGUUUCUGGGUCCAUUUCCUCAUCAAACAACCUGCCGGGUGAUUGACUGGGUGAAGGAGGAGGUUAUACGCCAGAUAAAUAUCUCUGCUGGUGAAGAUGAUACAAGGAACCUCCUGAACACAUUGCACUACCUGUUUGAGUCUCAGAAUACUGGACUGGCUCGAGGCACACUGGGAUCUGUGGAAAAACUUUCAUUCAGUGAAAUGCCACUGUCCCCGAUUGACUGCGGGAUCCUGUCUCAUGUCAUCGGAUUCUGUGAUACAAUAAAACACCUCUGUUUUUGGAACUGCCGUAUUCAGUUUGAAGGAAUACAGCGGCUGGGAUCCGGGCUACACAAGUGCCAGGAGUUGAGACUUGGGAGUAAUGACCUGGGAGAUUCAGGAGUGAAACUGGUGUCUGCGGCUCUGAGGAACCCAGAGUGUAAAAUACAGAAACUGCGGCUGAACGAUGUUGGCCUCACAGGUUCUGGUGCCGAGGAUCUCGCCUCCACUCUCAGUGCAAACCGUACACUUACAGAGCUGAACCUGAGUGUUAAUAAACUGGAAGAUUCAGGAGUGAAACUGGUGUCUGCGGCUCUGAGGAACCCGGAGUGUAAAAUACAGAAACUGUGGCUGUGGAAAGUUGGUCUCACGGAUUCUGGUGCCGAGGAUCUUGUCUCGGCUCUCAGUACAAACCAAUCACUGACGGAGCUGGACCUGAGAUUAAACUCGCUAACGGACCGAUCUGUCCCUGCUCUCCGUCGCCUGAUACUGUCCGUCCAAAGUCUGGCCUAUAUUGAGCUGUGGAGAAAUCACUUCAGUGAGACUGGGGAGAUGGAACUGAGAUCUCUGCAGGAAGUUAGACCCGGACUGACAGUGAACCUGUGAACAUCUGAAUGAGUGAACAUCCCCGCUCAAGGGAUGGGGACAUUUUGGUCGAUUCCUCACCAUCCCCUUUAAUGACAACACUCCGGGUUUAAUUCCCAAUGGUUCUAACGGGUCACGUUUCCAACCAAGCACUCUGUGAUGUCGGAGGUGUUUCCGCAGGCAUGUAAUUUCCCUUUGUGACCAGCGGCGCUAUUUCUGCUGGAUGUCCCGGUCUGAGAGUUCAUUUAAGUGAGACCUUGGGGAAAUACACAGAUAGAAGAGGCGGGGCUCAGUCUGGGACACCGGUGUCUGGGGUGGGAUUAUCCUGAGAGAGAACACUAUUGCUCACUAUGCUGAGGAAAAUACAUUUAGGAGUCUGUCCGAAAUUACGAUGUUAAAUGAGUAAGUACCUUGGUAGCGACCCUGGAACUGCAGCGAUCUCGGACACUGUCCUGAAAUGUGAUUUUAUAACCAUCGGUUUCCUGAAGCGGAGUGAUAGUGAGAAACGGGACUGAUGAUUCAAUCUGUUUACUCGUUGUUACUGGUGUGUGACUCUCAGUUAAUUGUGUGUGACUCUGAGUGAAUCAGGAAUAGCUUAUUUAUUUCCGCAA
Molecule: messenger RNA, 8004 nt
Organism: Hypanus sabinus (Atlantic stingray)
Lineage: Eukaryota; Metazoa; Chordata; Chondrichthyes; Myliobatiformes; Dasyatidae
Product: NACHT, LRR and PYD domains-containing protein 3-like
Exons: 6
Coding region: 5231-7414 (727 amino acids)
Cellular component (GO): cytoplasm
Molecular function (GO): protein binding
Source: RefSeq, a predicted model, not a curated record